GAACCGCAAAGCGUGCCAUCAACCAAAUCUUGACAAGAUGGCCACCAUAAAGUUUUACGACCUAACAGCCGACCCUACGAAAUCCACACGAUUCUUUUCGCCCAACACAUGGAAAACCCGAAUGGCACUCUUGCACAAGCAGGUCAAGUUUGAAACCGUUCCUGUUACCCUCCUUGAUAUCCGCGGACCAAUAGCAAAGCGCUCGGGUUUACCAAACAUUCAAGCUCCAGCCAUAGAACUCCCAGACGGAACAUUUCUUUACGACUCUUUCCGAAUUUCAGAGUGGCUUGAAACGGCGUAUCCUGAUGCUCCUUCGUUGUUUACCGGCGACGGUCAAUCUACGCGUCAAGCCAAUCCGGCACAUUUGACAACAGGCAAGGCGUAUGCUCGUCUCGUUGACUUGGGUCUCGGCUCAUCAUCACCAGAAUGGGCAGUAUGGUUCGAACUGUGCUUUCCCGAAUUGUGUAAAUAUCAUCAAGAGGGUGUGCCUGGAUUAUACGAAUACUUUAUUUCGGAUCAACGUCUCGGUCCAAAUGGACGUGAAAAGCUGCUUGCUCUCGACCGUGUGGAGCUCAUUCGUCGUGCCAAGCUGACCGUUACACCAUUGAUUCAGAUUUUGCGGGAGCGUCCUGGAGAAUAUGUGCAAGGAAAGUUCCCUGGACAGGCGGAUUACGUCUUGUUUGGGAGAUAUGCGUACUGCCGACUCUUGAAUAAGGAGAUUGCCAAAGAGGUCUGGGAGGAUCAGGCACCUGAGCUUGCUUUAUGGAUUCAAAAGCUUUCGCAAGCGUUUGAUGGACAUGCUCAGAAAAUAUUUGAUGAGAAUGAUUGAACAGAUUGAAUAGAUUACUGAGAAUAUACUAGAGUGAAUGAUGAUAAAACCUGAUUCAUAGAGGUUGGCAGCACCGAGGUAGUCUUUGGAGAUUUUGGGUAGAUAUUCGACAUUGGGAACCUUUGGGACAUCAUUCAUUACAAGCACUCGUAUUGCUUCCGGAUAAUGUAACGGAUGGUCAUAUUUGUACAUAUCCCAAUUAUUAAAUGUGGAGAGCCAAGUUGAUAUUUGACCAUA
This is a messenger RNA of Spizellomyces punctatus DAOM BR117, 1066 nucleotides long. RefSeq lists its product as uncharacterized. The transcript has a single exon. The coding region runs from base 38 to 829 and encodes 263 amino acids. Lineage: Eukaryota; Fungi; Chytridiomycota; Chytridiomycetes; Spizellomycetales; Spizellomycetaceae. Gene Ontology annotation, cellular component: cytoplasm. The record is from RefSeq and is a predicted model, not a curated record.